ACCCACACGCCCGCGCGUCGCGUCCGACUCGCCGCAACUCGGCGAGGUAUUGAAGCUCGACACUCGUCUCUUGACGAAACACACCAGGCUAGUAUGGAUGCCACGGCUAGUGAGCUCAAUGAGCUCUUCAGCGCUUCUUUUCCCGAGGGUCUGCCUCAAGAUAUCCUCGGCGAACUCCAGUCAAUUCUACGGAUACACUCGAUCAGCGCGGAGGAACUAUUCUACAAAUGGGAGUCCUACAGCAUGAAGAUGGGAGACGAGGUGAAGUUGAGUAUGGACACCGUGCGGUCAUUUAAGCAGGAUGUCCAGGAGGCAUUGGAACGAGAGACCCGCGGAAAAGCUGGUCGUCAGAAUGAGAAACGCAAUACUGUGAUGGCAACCCCGCGCGCCGCCACUGGCGCUGAUGUGUUCGGGAUGCUGGAUGGACUCACUCCGAACUCCUCAAAUGCGCGACCCCAAAACGGAGCCAACGGCUCUGUGAAGCGGAAGGCUGAUUUCACAUCGCCCGCAACACCAAAGGUUGGGCGAGUCGCAGAUAUUGGAACACCGGGUGCGAAGACACCCACGUCUUCCGCAAAUGGUUUCUCCUCUCAGUAUGUCUCGAUUCCCCGUCUUGAACUUGGUCCCCACGUCGCUCACAACCCCCACAGAAGCGUUCCUUUCGCAGAACGCCCUAACCCCGGACAGACGGUGGAAAGUCUGAACUCCCACCUGCCUCUACCAGAUCCUCCCAUGGCUCCCUUUUCCGAAGCGCGCAUUCGACCUACCGCGAACACUGAUCUCAAGAAGUUUGGGUACAAGCCGAUGGGCAUGAAGCUGUCAGAAGCAUCCGAGAUUCUCGAUGAUCGCAUUGACGAAUUUACGACCAUCUUCCAAGAGCGAUACAGCUCCGACGAAUUGACUUUCGGCAGCGCCGCUGUGCAAAGUACAAGUGAAAUUAUUGCGGUUGGGCGGAUCGCCUCAGACUCGUUAGAGGGGAAACUGAAUCCUGCCUCGCUAGUCCUUGAGACUUCACGCCGAACAGGAGCAGGACGAAGGGUUCCUUUGAAGGUAGAUGCAGUGCCCGGGUUGAACUUCUUUCCUGGUCAGAUUGUAGCUCUGCGAGGAAUCAACCCCUCGGGCGAAUACUUUACAGUCAAAGAGAUCCUUCCCCUCCCUCUCCUGCCCCCGGCAGCAUCGUCGGCAGUUGCCCUAGAAAACAUUAAUGAGCGCCUUGAAAGUGGGGAUGCGAACCCACCCCUCAAUAUCAUGGUAGCAGCUGGGCCUUACACAGCGGAUGACAAUCUGGAUUUUGAACCUCUCCAGGAACUGUGCCAGAAGGCUGCAGACAAUUACGCUGAUGGAGUCGUUCUUCUCGGGCCAUUCCUCGAUAUCGAGCAUCCACUGCUUGCUUCCGGAGACUUUGAUCUACCGGAGAUCAAGGGCCUCGAUCCCGAUACUGCAACCAUGACGACCAUCUUCCGACACUGUAUUUCAACGCCAUUGGCCCGGUUGGCUAGUGCCGUGCCUAGCAUCACCAUUUUCUGCGUGCCUUCAGUACGUGACAUAUUGAAUCGCCAUGUGUCAUGGCCACAGGAGCAGAUCAUUAAGAAAGACCUGGGCCUGCCUAAGCAAGUGCGCAUGGUUUCCAACCCAGUGACUCUAUCCUUCAACGAGACCGUUAUCGGCAUGUGUUCUCACGAUGUGUUAUCAGAGCUGCGCCGGGAAGAAGUGCUCCAUGGCAGGCCCACCGAGGGCAACUUACUGACCCGCCUACCCAAGUAUUUGAUCGAACAACGCCAUUUUUUCCCCUUAUUCCCUCCAACUGCCCGCUCGAACCUUCCCAAGCCCGGGGCGGAGAACGGUGUAGCUACAGGUGCUAUGUUAGAUGUGCCUUACAUGAAGUUGGGCGAGUGGUGGAACGUUCGACCCGAUGUACUCAUUAUCCCCAGUAUGCUUCCUCCUUUCGUCAAGGUUGUCGACAGUGUCCUCGUCAUCAACCCCGGCACUCUGUCAAAACGCCGUGGAGCAGGGUUCUACGCACAAAUGUCAGUGCACCAGCGAUCCAUUGCCGAGGAAGAUCGGGAGCAAAAGCAGUCUCUCGACCACAAGCUAUACGAGCGAGCCAGGGUAGAUAUCAACCGGAUCUGA
Messenger RNA from Penicillium chermesinum, 2130 nucleotides. Its product is annotated as DNA-directed DNA polymerase alpha subunit POL12. Lineage: Eukaryota; Fungi; Ascomycota; Eurotiomycetes; Eurotiales; Aspergillaceae. The annotation marks the transcript as partial. The record is from RefSeq and is a predicted model, not a curated record. The transcript is spliced from 3 exons. Gene Ontology annotation, biological process: DNA replication; DNA replication initiation. Gene Ontology annotation, cellular component: alpha DNA polymerase:primase complex. Gene Ontology annotation, molecular function: DNA binding.